This is a messenger RNA of Gambusia affinis (western mosquitofish), 7447 nucleotides long. RefSeq names its product A-kinase anchor protein 12-like. Gene Ontology annotation, biological process: signal transduction; regulation of protein kinase C signaling. Bases 499 to 7278 code for a protein of 2259 amino acids. The record is from RefSeq and is a predicted model, not a curated record. Gene Ontology annotation, cellular component: cytoplasm. Gene Ontology annotation, molecular function: calmodulin binding; protein kinase A binding. The transcript has 4 exons. NCBI's taxonomy places the organism in Eukaryota, Metazoa, Chordata, Actinopteri, Cyprinodontiformes, Poeciliidae.
UGCAGAGUUUAAGACUUAAUUUGAUCCAAUUAAGAGUGAAUAGGUAUACAUUUCUAAACCAAUUACACAGCACAAAAUGAUCUCGGAAUAACUUCUGAUUUAUUACGGGCUCUGAAAUAAGUUGGUGCAUGUUUGCUGUUUGCCUUCUGGAAGCGAUCUGUGGGGAAUGCACAAUGGCUUCGUUUCAUGCUUCCAGCUCGGACAUCUCCUCAGUCAUCUGAGUCUAGGAGCUUGUUUGAUGCAUUCGGAGGCGUGCCGAGCCGAGCCGAACAGAGCCGAGCCGGGUCAGGCUUGGCUCCUUAUAUCUUCAUGUGAUCUCGAAGGGAGGUGUUUUAACUCGGUGAGGAGGAGAGGGGGGGGAAAUAGUUUGUCAAGAUCCAUCCCAGCAGCAGUUAGGAGCCGACCUUCUCCUCCACGGAGUUGCCGGCUCGUUGGGAUAUUUUCUCGUCCGUUGCGCGGCUCCCUCCGUCCGGAAAGUGACGAGCUGCAGAUCCGAUUAUGGGAGACGCUCAGUCUGCGCCACGGGAGGCCAAAAGCGAUGCAGCAGCAGCGGAGGAGGAGGAAGAGGAGGAGAGCGGGGAAGUGAAGGAUGUGGAAACCGGACAGGACAUCGACGACAAGGUUCUCAGAAACAACGGACAGAUCUCUGAUAUCAACAGAAAAGCAGAGCUGAAUGGUCACUGUGAGGAUGAGAUUGGCAUUGAAGCUGCCAUUUGUCCAGACAUAAGAGUUUCAGAGCCACCAAAAGAAGAAGAGACACCUUUAGAAAAUGAGGACAUUAAUCUGGAGAAAGUGACUGAAGAAACUGGAGAUGAACAGGUUGGACACGAUGAUCUGAUCGAAAUGGAUGCCAAGCAGAAUGACAUCAAUGAAAGUUUCAGGAAGUUUUUCAGCAACAUUGGCCUGAAACUGACAGUAAAGAGAGGCUCCACUGACAGAAGUCCAGUGCCAGUAGACGUGACGGAGGAGGAGCCGCACAAACCAGAAGAUGUUAAGGCUGAACAGCCAACGAAUGAAAUAACUGAGGAGGCUCAAGAAAGCACAGAUCUCAACACGGCAGAGGAGGCUGUGGAUUCAACAGUGUGCCAGACGCUGACAGAUGUUACACCUAAUGAUUUUCAGGAAAAAGAAGACGAGAAAACAACAGGAACCAAAGAGGAAAAUACAUCCCAUGAUGAGGGAACAUCUUCACCUCUCAGCGAGGAUGUUACAUCGCAAGAGGACCCACGUCCAGCAUCCCCAACUGGGCUUGACGAAAAUGCAAGUCCAUUUAAAAAGUUUUUUACAACUGGAAUCUUUUCCGGUCUGCGAAAGAAAAAGAAGCUUGAAGAUGAUGAAGUAGGACAGAAAGAAGAGGAAAAGGCGAUCCAGGAGCCAUGUGAACACCACCAUGAGGAAGACGUUGCUCCAAGUGAGAAAGAGCUGCAUGAAGAGAAAACUGAAGAGGAAAAGCCAAUCACCAAAUCAGCUACAGCACCAUCUAUUGUCGUAAAUGAAAUCACCAACUCUCAGGAAAUUGUUCAAGAAAGUCCCCUGAAAAGGCUUUUGUCAGGCUCUAGUUUCAAGAAACGCGGCAAAAAGCAAAAGGGCAGAAAAUCCAGUGACACAAAGCUCUCCGACUCUGGAGAACAUGUUUCAGAUCAGCUUCUGUCGUCAGCAGAGUCUGCAGACAGCAAGAAAGAGGAAACUCCUGCAGAGGUGGUGAGUGGGGAGGAUGGGGCUUGGUUUUCAUUCAAAAAGCUUGUAACUCCCCAACGGAGGAAGAAGUCAUCUGUGGACCAUGAAGAGGGGCCAAUUCCAGGUUCCAAAGAUGGACCGAAAUCAGCUGAAGCAGAGCAAAUAUCAGAUCACAGCACAGAGGAAGGGAAAAGGAGAAAAGAUUCGUCUGUGUCAUGGGAAGCUGUGUUGUGUGGAUCUGGAAGAAGAAGAAGCCGGAAAACAUCAGACUCUGAGGAUGAUAUGCCUCAAAAUAGUGAAGGUACUAAGCAAAAUGGUGGCUCUAAAGAACCACUGAUUGGAACGUCCAACGAGAUGCAGGAGAUUCUGGCGUCAUCCCCAAAACAGACAGGAAGUCCUCCUGAGGAAGACGAAAGCUCAACAUGGAGGUCGUUUAAAAAACUUGUCACUCCCAAAAAGAAAGUGAAGGAGGAAGAGGAAAGCACCAUCGAAGCUGGCCUAGAUGAUUCUGCCUUUUCCAUAAAGAAACUCCUGUCAGGAAGAAAAACAAGAAAGUCUGUUGAUGUUUCUGCUGAGGAGGUCAGUAAAGAGGUGGCAAGUAUCGAUGAUGAGGACUCCGAGACACCUGCUGUGGUUCCACUGUCUGAAUUUGAUUUACCUGAAACAGAACCAAUGGCAGAAAAAGAAAGUAAUAUAGCAAAAGAUGCAGAUGGUAAGCCUCAAAUGGAAACCAUUGAGGUCAAAGAGGAAGUCCAGAUACAGGACACUGCGCCCACUGAGCCAAAAGACAUCCCAAGUCAUGAAGGAGCUUUAGAAAAAGAGGCUUCAUCAGCCGCAACUACAAAUGAAGAACCAGACGAGCUCACAGACUCAAGCAAUCAUCAACAGCUCAGUGAUAUCCCAGAGGAAGGGAUCAUAACAGAGACCACCCCAGCCUCAGUGGCGGAGGAGGCAGCAAAAGAUGAAACAAUAGCAGAGGACCUGCUGGAGAUCACAUCUGAAGCCAUAACCGCUCCGGAGCCAGCAGACGUUACCUUGGGAGAUGACACGGAGAUGGUGUCCGCAGUUUCCCAGUUAUCAGAGUCUUCAAAAACAUCUGGUAACACAACACCUGUCCCAGCAGAGUACACCAUCAUGAACACAGAGUCCCUCCUGCAGCAGGUGUCUGAGACUAUCACCGCAAGCCCGAAGGCAGUUCCAGUGUGUUUGGAGGAACAGAGUCCUGAAAGAGCUGUUUGUUCAGUAUCACAUCAAAUACUUGAAUCGUCUGUAUUAGACCAGCCCAAAUUGCUGGAAGUACACAGAGGAUCAGAAGCAACAAGCAUAAAGACAGGCCUCAAUGCUGAAGGAAUUGAUGUAGUGAAUGAAGUCGCAGCAACAAUCUUAGCUGAGAGCAUCUCUCACCUUAGUGAGGCCAUUUCUACAGAAAUGGCUCCAGAAGUUCCUAAAGAGGAGCUUGACACUGCUGAGCCAGCUACAGAUGACGUCUGUGAGGUAAAUGUUUCAGAAUUACAAAACGACAUAAAAGAUUUGGAAAUUACACCAGAGAGGCAGCAUGUAGUUGAAGGUGCAGGGGAUGUAGUAGAAGCAGUGUCAAUAGAGAGUUUACCUGAAGGAGAAGAAGUUACAGCGACUGAAGAACUUAUUACUGGUCAAAUUGAAAAUAACAGAACAAAAACAGACUCCAAAGAAGAAUUAGUGGUAACAUCAGUAGAUGACAAAGAGGAAGUAGGUGAGAAGGAGGAAGAUCAAACUGUGACAGAAGAGGACACUGAAACCACAAAGCAAGCUCAAAAUGAGGUUAAACCUCCUGAUGCAGUGGAUGAGCUGGAAGAACAGGCAAGACAAGAAAAAGCUGAGGUGGCCAAAGAAGAGUAUGAUAUUCACUCACCUGAAGAAAGGUCCCCAGAGACAAUUCAAUUAACCGAAACACCCUCACAGGAUCUUAGUGAAGAAACCAAAGACAACAAAGAACCUCCAGUAGUGAAAGUUAAAACUGAACAAAGUGCUGUAACAGAAGUUGUAAAAGCUUCUGCAACAGAGUUGGUAGAGGAUCUGGUCCAAACACUCAACACAGAUGUAUCAGUUUCAGAAAAUAUUUUCAUAGCUGAAAUAGACACCGAUGAGUCGAAACCAGUAGAGUCACUACCUAAAGUGACAGAAGAGACAGAAAAGAAAGAGCCACAAAAUGAUCAGUCUGAGGUUACAGUAGAAUUAGAAAGUGUUCAAGCACCAAUGUUAGAGUCACAGGAAGAUGCAGCAAAAUCCCUUAAUAAGGAAGCACCAGUGGCAGAUGAUAUGGCAACUGAAAGAGAUGCAGAAGAAUCCAAGCAGGUAGAGUCUCUGAUUGAUGUAACUGAGGAGGUGGAGAGGAACGAGACAGAAACGGCAGCUGCACAAACUGAUAGCCCCAAAGCUACAGAAGUAUUAGAAAGUGCACAAGCUCCAACAACAGAGUCUGAGGAAGAAGCUGUCCAGUCCCUUCAAAAAGAAGUGUCAUCAUUGCCAGACCUUUCGCCAGCUGAAGAAGAAGAACCCAAACAAGUAGAGUCUCUCACUAAAGUCACUGAUGAGCAAGAAGACAAAGAGGUCAAAAUGGAUGUAACUCAAACUGACAAUGCUGAACUCAAAGAAGAAUUGAAAUCUGUAGAAACACGAACAGUAACAUCUGAAGAGGAUCUAGUUCAGACCCUUAAUAAAGAGGCUGAAGCAGACAUACAGGAUGAAAAACAAGAGGAAAGUGAUAAACCAGAAGACAAGGAGCCACAAACAGAUGCAGCUCAAAUCAAAGACAAAUUGAUAUGUCCAGAAGCACCAAUAUUGACUUCAAAAGAAGAUACAGUUCAGUCCAUUAAUCAGUCAGUGCUGUUGUCAGAAAACAUUUCAUCCACUGUAACAAAUACAGAAGAACUUGAAUUGGUAAAGUCUCUCUCUGAAGAAAAUGAAGAACAAGCUGACAAAGAGAGACAAAAAACAAUUCCUACACUGGAGUCUUCUGAUGCUACACAAGUUUCUGAUGUUAAAGGAGCCACUGACGUUGCACAAGAACCCACAGACAAUGUUCAAGAAGACAUACAGGCGUCAGAAGAAAGCAGAGUGGAGGUUCUAGAAAAAGAUGCAAUGCCUACUGAUACCAUACCAAAAGCAGAAACAGUUGAAGAAAAGCCAAAAGAGGAACCUGAAUGUUUGAUUCAAGGAACCAUUCAAGUGGAGGAUGCUCCUGAAACAGAGAAUGCUCAGGAACCAGAAGCUGCUGCAGUUCCACCAGAUGCAGUAGCAAUUAGCUCUGUACCAUCUGAUGUGGAAGUGAUACAUGACACUUCAGCAUUGGAAACCAUCACAAAAGAACUAAUUAUUACAGAGUCAAAAGAACCUCCAUCUGUGGAACUAGAAGGUUCGCCUCCUAGUCCACAAGAUAUUGCCUCAGAUUUAGAGACGUGCAAAUCAAUAACUGCACCAAGUGAUGAAGAAAGUAAAACUCAGGAACCUGAAACGCAAACAUUACUUCAAGAUGUUCCACAGCCAGAAGACAUUGCUCCGGAAAAACCAGAGGGGAAAGAUGUACUGCAGCUGGAUCAGGAAAUUGAUACGAAACCAUGCGAUGCUAAGGUUGAGCGUGAAGAAAAUGUUCUUGAGAAUGUGGAGGAGUUACCAGCACUGACAGCAGUUAACGUAUCCUCAAUUAAUGAGGAGGCAAGGACUGCCAAAGUCCUAGAAAGAACAACAUGUCCUGAGGAAACCAAGCCAGUUUGUAUAGACCUGGUUGAAGUUUCAGAAGAACCUAAAAGUGAAGUGAAUCUCUGUGAGCAGCAGGAGAUGGUAGAGGGGGAUAAAAUGGGCCUACUUUCAGCUGCUGAGAUAAAGGUGGCUGCAACUGAUUACACCGUCAUAUCACAGGAAGUUAUGAGUAAUUUAAAAGACGUUCCAAGUGAGAGACCUAAGGUUGUGGUUCAAGAGGUUUUGAUGAGUAAAAUGGCCAGUGAGAUAGAAAUAAAUGAUACAGUAGAGACUGCAACCCCUUUAGUGCUAGAUGACAUUAAUCAGGCAGCAGAGCCGAGCAUUGCUGUUGUGACAAUGCGUGUGCCGCCUGUGGAGAUCGAGGUGAAUCACAAAGUCCAGGUGCACCUGAUGGAUGUGGAUAUCAGAUCAGCGCAGAACGCCGUUGACACUGUGAUCCAAGUAGGCAUUACAGAAGAUAAGGAAGUCAUUGAUGUGUGCCACGAAAGCAUUCAGAAAGUAGACAACCUCUCAGCCACUGCAGGAGUUGAAGAAGAAACUACUAUUGAAGAAAUCCAGGUGACAGUUCAAGACGUUAUGCAGCAUGUGACGAGUAACUUACUGGAAACGCCAUCCAAGAUGGCCACUCAACAUGUAGAACAAGUCAUUGAUGAGUCAGAAAGUAUGAUAGAAAUAUGUGAGACACACCAAAAGGAAUCAGUUGAGACGGAAGAUGAGAAGGUGAUCAAUGACGGCUCUGAGAUGGCCGUCAAAAGACAAGAGGAGGAUGCCACUGUCAUCACUGAGAACUCUGGAAUACCGGCUGAGCAAGAAGGCCUUGAAGAAUCCGAGGUACCUUUAAUUAUUCCACAAGGCCCAGACAUCUCCAUCGAGGAUCACAAAGAGGAUUUGAAGGAAGCAAAACCUGACAAGCCAGAAGUAUGCACCGCAGCAAGAGAUGCAAGAACAGAGGAAUUAGCUGGAAAGGGUCCAAAUGAAACCACCAUGGAACCUCUGGCAAGUACGCAAAGACAGCUCGCUACACCUGGCAAUGCUGGAUUAGCAGUCCCUCAAAACACUGGAGUAAUCUCAUCAGUAGGCAACCUGGAGUCCCCUUCUAGCCUGUCUCUAGAGUUCAAACUGAACAUACAGUUUGCUCAAGCCAAAGCCUCAACAUGGCCCUCUGCUGCACCUAUAGAGAGAAUUGAACCCGUGAAGCAGGUGGAUGUUUCUGAAGCUGGAGUUCAGGCAGAGGAGUCAGCAGAGUCUGUACGUCAAAGAGAUGAAAGCAAGAAACAGACGGAGCUGAAUGAGGUUGCAGUGCAGGCAACCAGUAUCACAGAACCAGAAGUGGACUCACAUUUAAUCCAAAGGGCUGUGAUUGGAAGUCAGCCAGUGCUACUGGAUGUGGGCAUCCAAGCAGUGGAAACAAUAGAGCCGUUGGAACAAAUCCAAUCUACUGAAAGAGUCAUCGCAGAGGUUCAGACAGUGGAGGUUUGCCAACCAGCAAGACAAGAGAAGAGAGCAGUGCUCCUGAGAAAGCCUCUGCUCUCCGAGGUGAAAAAGGGUUGGGCUUUCAGACAAUCAGAGGACGAAAACGAUCAAGAUGUUUGGCUGGACGCAGAGGAGGACAUCUAUCCACAGCAGGACAUGCAAACAUCCACAGAAAAGGUGGAUGAACGUGUCAAGCAGCAGAGUGAAAGUGAAGAAAAGGAUGAAACAGAGCCUGAGCUGAAGUUUGAGAUGGCAUACAGCCUGGAGGCUGAGGACACAGAAAGUCAACGAGACGCGCUGAGAAAAGAAACGAGUGAAAUGGAAAGUGAAGGGGAGGAUUUCACUGUUGCACUCGAGGACCUGGGAACCAGUGUCUCUGCAGUGGAAUGAAGCUAACACAUCCCGACUCUGGGGUUAAUGACAGGUUGGACAAUCAUAACAAAGGACGAACGCUCCGAAAAGCCAUUGCAGUGUUUCCUGUGACAUCAAGUUAAUCCAGUAAUAUUCCCAUAUUUAGUGGUGAAACCAUUCUUGAUUUUGAACAUUAAUUAUGACGGAG